AUGGCUAUCGACAUCUCGGUUAUCGAGUCGGUGAGACUCAACUCAGCAAGCGAAGAAAAAGUCAUCGCACUCUCUCUCCUGGAUUGCACGACAGCCAACUUUUCCUACGGUAGUGCCAUUUGGCUAUACCAGCCCCCAAAACUACCUGAAUCCGACAACUUCAACCUCGGAUAUCACCUCCGCGAGUCCUUGGCCCUCACUCUAGAAGCCUACCCUCAAUGGUUGGGUCAUCUCAAAGUGGUGAGCAAGAUCGAUGGCGUUGGUCCUCCUGAAGCGCAGCAUCUUCCUCCUCAUGCGCGACGAUUUGGACGCAUCUAUGCGCACUUUGGAACGGCCACGGACCCUGGGGUUGAAUUCGUUUAUGCAAGAAGCUCCGCCACUCUCGACUCUAUUUAUCCUAUGGAUCGACCUUCGAAGCAGCCUUUGUGGUCAUGUGAGACGGCGACUUUUCACAGUUUCUUGGCCGCCACGACUCUUGCGCAUGCUCUCCAGCCUAAUAUUGCGGAUGAAGCAGGACGGCUCAGCCCCCUCAUGGCAGUUCAGGUCACGGAACUUGCUUGCGGGGGCUUCGUUGUGGCUAAAAGCGCUAUUCCUGCUCUCACACCUCUUUUUGACCCAGCAUUGCUUGACAGCCAAGCAGCCGGUGACAUCAAUGCCGAAGAACCAGACGAGGACAUUCUACAAAAGGCUAGGAGCCUGCCAAUGCAUAGAUACGAUUGGUGGGCUUCGGCAGCAACUUGCCCAUGGCCAUUUAAGAUCCCAGCUCCUUUCGAUACCGAGGAACAAACAUCAGUGGGCAAGUUGAUGCCCUGGGCUGAAUGGGAUCUUGCCUCACCAGUAUCCAACUACGUCGUUCAUCUAAACCGAAACCAAGUCGACGUUCUCUGGAACAAAGCCAACGAAAAUGCCUCGGAAAAGCUUAGCAGGCAUGAUGCAGUUCUGGGGCAUAUAUGGUCCUGCAUCGCACGUGCCCGUGGCUUGCAAGACGACGAUGGGCCUGUACACUGUGAUCUCGUAUACGGAGUGCGUCCCUCUUUUCAGCUGGGGAGCGAGUUCCAAGGAUCUCCAUGUAUGAUGAUGAACGUGGAAUUAGCAGUUUCCAAAGUGGCAGAUGAGUCGAACUUGAGCGCUAUCGCUACUCAAGUGCGUCAGACGCUCAGAGUAAUUACCAACAAGGACAAUAUGGCCGCCCAUCUUUACAGCAUCGCAUACGAAAAGUCUCCCCAGCGGAUAUGGCAGGCUUUUCUGGGACGACGGCACAUCUUGGUUACGACCUGGGGCCGGGCCGGUAUUUACGAUAUUGAUUUCGGACUAGGAUCUGAAUGCAGCUUCGCCGAGGGUGUGGUCCCGGAGAUGGAUGGGAAUAUUCUCAUCAAGGAGGCUCCUGGGAAGCCGGGCGCAUACUGGACGGACAAUGGCGUUGAUAUUUCUAUUCAUAUUAGAACGGAGGACAUGGAGAGGUUGAUCAAGGAUCCGUCGCUUCUCCCAGAGGCCUCCAUCGGAGAUCAUGACCUCGACGCCACAUAA
Molecule: messenger RNA, 1527 nt
Organism: Fusarium vanettenii 77-13-4
Lineage: Eukaryota; Fungi; Ascomycota; Sordariomycetes; Hypocreales; Nectriaceae
Exons: 3
Coding region: 1-1527 (508 amino acids)
Source: RefSeq, a predicted model, not a curated record